GCAGCCUUCCGAGUGGGAAGGGAAGUAUUGGGAACCGCAGCGCAGAGGUCAGCCGCAGUGAGCAGUGUGGUGCACGCACGCAGCCGCAGUCAGAGCAGCGCUCGUACACGCAGAGCAGCGCCCGCAGAAGAACGCGGUGUUUGGAAGCGCGAGAUGAGUGAAAAAUCUAACGAUGUGAGAAACGAGGAAGAUAUGGAGACAGACACCACUAAGGAUGACUAUCCCCGAGUCCAGAAGCUGCUGCAAAUUGAGCGGCAGUUGAAAUGUUUGGCCUUUCAAAAUCCUGGGCCCCAGGUUGCAGAUUUCAAUCCUGAAACUCGAAAACAAAAGAAGAAGGCCUACAUGUCUCAGAUGAAUGGCUACUACCCUGCCAGCAAGGUUUCUCUAAAGAAAUAUGACAAGCAUGGUAAGCUCCUGUGUAACAACCAGGAUUUGUGUGACUGCCUGGAGGAGAGCUGCCACGGGUGUUUCUAUCCCUGUCCUAAGUGCAGCUCCAAGAAGUGUGGCCCUGAGUGUCGCUGCAACCGGAAGUGGGUCUACGACAGGAUACAGACAGAGGCCGGCGACAUCAUAAGCAAGCUGCCAUUUUAUGUUCCCGAUUAAUGCAGUUGCCUGAGUUUCUUAGUAAAAGUCUUUGUGAAUUUCAAUUGUGUAUUAUGCAGAAGUGGAAUCAGAGAAGUAGGCUCAGAUGCUAUUUCUAGGUGAUUGGCAUGAGUUAGAUCUCAUGGAUGAUAGGGCCAGGAAUUACCUUGAUCUGAACAGGACAUAUUUGAGAGUGUUGCCAUUGUAAAUUGGGGUAGCAUCAGGAUUAAUAAUAUGCACCAUGGGAGGAUUGGACCAUGAGUGGUUUUGUUCUGAUACCCUAACUGCUUACUCUGUCCACCCAUAAUGGGAGGAAGCAGGUUUAGGAAUUUCCUCCCUAGAAAGUUUUGUCUAUGAUGCAAUAGAAUAGUAGUCUGAUCAUGUCCCUUCGUCAUGUCAUGUAUAGGUAUAUACAUAGAUAUAGAUGGCUUGACAUGUUGACUGCAUAGAUUUGCCUCAGAGAGUCCUUGGAAAUGUAAUUCUAGCACAGCCAGUUACAGUAUGUGAAGUAAAGUCAGAAAGACUGGAGGAGCUGGAUAGGCAUUGCUCUAGUGAUACUAUCAGAAGAUGGCAGCAAUUUCUGAGUUCCUACACUACAGAUACAGUGGUGUUACGAAUCUGCAUACCUCACAACAUUCUGUCAUGCAGAACCAAGACAAUAUAAGCCUUUCUCCGAUCAGCCCAGAUCUACCUCAGAACACUCACUUUGUGUAAAUGCCCACCUCCUUUAUGUAGGCCCCACCCCUUUUGAGAUUCAGGAUGAACCUUCAUAAAUAAGGAGAGUUUUGAGGAAUGAUUUUAUAUGUGUUUCAAUCUAAACUCAUAUAAACAUAUAAAAAUAAGUUUGGCUUGAACAAUAUAACAGCUUACAUCCGUAUCCAUCAUAAAAUGCUGAUUUUUUUGCACUUCUAAAAACAUCUGCACUGUACAUGCAUUAUGCAUUUUAAAUGCAGUAAAAAUGCCCAGCAAACACCAACGUUUGUGACCUAACGUAAACUGCACAUUACUAGUUAGUUCCAGGUUUCAUGUUUCCUAAGAUUGGUUUUAUCAAUGUGUUACCAAAGAACACAAAGGACCUGAUUCUGAGGUACAUUAGAAGUAAAGCAAAAGAAGAGCAAGUCAUUCUGGGCUUACACUAUAUAAUUAUCGACGGAUCGGAUAAUUGUACUGUGGAUUGAUGUAAGCGACCACUAAUUAUCGGUCUGUCAGACAUGCUGAAAUCGUCCAGCUUGUCCGAAAGAUUUGAUAAUUGGUCGCCCUUUAGAGAGGAGGAACUGGGAAAUGUUUCCUCCCCUGUGAAGGAGUGCAGAUAUCUCACAGUGUAUGUCCAUGAAAUCUGAUGGUUACAGCUUGUCAGAUGAAAUGUCUGUCGGUCUGACAGACAUUUUAUCUGACAAGUGUAUGCCCAACAUUACUGUGCCCCUUGGCAUAACCACGUUGCACAGCAGGUGGGGCAGAUUUAAAAUGUGCAGAGAAAUUUAGAUUUUGGAGAGAGAUGUUCAGAUUCAGAUCUAAGUUGCAGUGUAAAUGAAGCUCUCCAGCAUUUGUGGGCUGCAUUGCAACAUGAUUUGUCCAGGUAAACAAUUACUUGUUCUUUUUUGCUUUACUCCCACCUCAGUCAGGACCAGAAUGUAAUAGUACAAGACUACUCCACUUGGGGCCCACUAUCUAUGGUCAUUACUUUUAUCUUUCCAUUAGUUUCCUGGAUAACUUAGAAGUCGCACAUAUAGGACUCUUAAAAUACAUGUAUGUAAACCAGCACUUGAACAGCACUGUCAGUAUACAAAUAACGCUGCUUAUUUAUUACGGAGUAUGUUUUAACUUUGCGUUUGAAAUAUUACUUAAACUAGUACUGUAUGUCACUAAGGACAAAUGUAUUUGUAAGAACUAUAUUUGUUUUUAUGUAUUUUUUUGUCCUCUUCUUACUACUUUUAUAUUUUGUAUUAACAAAGUUUAGGGGGUCAUUUUAAUAGAGAGCGAGAAGCCGGAAGUGUGGAACUCCGUUCGAGAAUGCCUGUAUUUUUAAAGCAGCAAUAUUUUACAAGGCAAAACCAGGAGUGCCGCACUUCCAGCUUUUGGCACCGUAUUACAUUUACCCCUAAGUUUCCAAAUGUAGGGUUUUCGGGGUCUGCAGCAUAUUGCAUCAUUGAAGUGUGCAUUUUGUAAUAAAACUAUUUGUUAAUAUUUCUAA
Messenger RNA from Pseudophryne corroboree (corroboree frog), 2773 nucleotides. It is a transcript of the gene ARL14EPL, whose product is annotated as ADP ribosylation factor like GTPase 14 effector protein like. The record is from RefSeq and is a predicted model, not a curated record. Bases 154 to 603 code for a protein of 149 amino acids. The transcript is spliced from 4 exons. Gene Ontology annotation, cellular component: intracellular membrane-bounded organelle. NCBI's taxonomy places the organism in Eukaryota, Metazoa, Chordata, Amphibia, Anura, Myobatrachidae.